GAGCUAUUUCCUCUUUAUCAGAACCUUCUGGGGGAUUCCGAAAUGAUUCAUCUCUGUCUUCUUCAUUAAGUUGUAUUUAAACAUUUAAUCGUUUUUCAAUGCAUUUUCAAAAAUUCAAACAGACUCAAAACACAGAGUGUAUUUGAAUAGGCUGCAGUAAAAUGUUUCGAGUCAUUGAUAGAAACAUUUCGACAAUCUUAUCAGAGCGAACACUUGUUUUCAGUUUCCGGCCGCAUGACCAUAUUCCUGUCAGUGACCACACGUUUGUUAACUCCCCAUCUGUAUACAGUGAAUAGCCAGCGCUUGUUUUCACUUCGUUUGACCUCACACACCGUUUUCGAAACGGGAUCUGAAGGCUACGGUAAUGGAACCCCAACGAAUAGUCCAAACAGAAAGGUUCAGAAUGAAGUUACGUCUUCUUCUUUGGCUGUUUUCACCUGUUGUGCUGAGUGCUUCGGACCAAGAACACUUUGUGAAUGGGACACAUGAGCCAGUCACAAAAUUGAACAUUUCUGAAGACUUGGGUUACAUUAAUCCACAGGAUUAUACAACCACAACUAUGACACCAAAUCUUUAUGACCUUGACGAGAAUGAGAAUUAUGUUAAGAUAUUCUUGAAGGACCAAAGAGGACUCAUGACUCAUGUUACAACUAAAAGAUUUGUUGAUGGGAACGUUAAACUUCCAGAUGGCAUAGGUGGAUUUCUUGUGAGGGACAUCACUUGUCUACUGACAACUGAGUUGAGCUGCACCUGGAAUGCACUGAAAGAACCUGAGAAUGCGGAAUACUCUGUCGAAAUAGAGCGAGAGAGCAUGCCUACCACCAUAUGCGAUUGCGACAAAAUGGAUGGCAGAGUCACUGGUUGCCAUGGGAAUGUUCAAUACCAUGGGAAUAUGCAAGACCAGAUUCUAAUCUUGCACAUCAAUGUUUCCUGUGUGAACUUCUGGUACAUUCAUUCUCGAAAUUUCAAUCCAGACGACAUCGUGAAAUUCAAUCCUCCACAGAAUAUAUCAGCGUCGGUCAUAUCUGGAAACCUACACAUUAAAUGGGACCCCCCAACAUUAAUACGUGACAGGUGUCUUCGCUAUCAGUUAAGAAUUAACAAGGAAGAUGAGCCUAGAAACUUUUCUGUGGACAGAAGCUACACUGUGCCCAAUGUAGACCUAUCCAAGAGCUAUUUUGUGCAAAUGAGAGUUACCAAGUCAGAAACUUGCACGGAGAAUAAUAUCUGGAGUGACUGGAGUGCUGCUGUAGAGGUGCCUAGCUCUCAGAAGCUGUUAGAUCCUCUGGUGAUUGUGGCCAUUGCCUUGGGCAUUCCCAUGUUCCUCCUGGCUGUUUUCCUGGUUUUUAGAUGUCGGAGUGAAAUGGAAAAGCUCUUUCCUGUUCCCAGCCCAUCGAUGAAGGUAAAGCAACUACUGGAAAAAGACGACUAUAUCCAGGUUUUACCGGCGAAAUAUAUUGAGGAAGUAACUGAAGUUUUGUUAGUUGGAAAUGACGAAUGCACAAAGAUCUCUGAGUAGACAUGGAUCACAUAUAGAAAAAUGGACUUCUUCAGGCUUAAUUUUCGAAAUGUCCAAGUUUAUGAAAAAAUGUUGAAAUGUAUGUAAAGCGUAUUGCAUUAAUUUUUUCUGUCCAUAACAAUUGUAUAUUUAUCUGAGCUCAUACUUGAGGGUGUAGCAGGAACAGACUGCUGACGGCGUUUCUCUCGAACUUACUGUCAGAAUUAGUGUUAAAUUGUGUUGACUGUUCAGGAAAUAUUUUGAAAUGUUGCUAUGGUCUGACAUACGGACAGCGGCGAUGACUCAGUUCCCUCAGUCCGAUGUCAUGGUGAACUUGUGCUUAGUUUGAGAAAACAGGAUGGGGAAACAGGAUGAAAGGCUCAUUAAUGGGGAGGGUCAGAUCUGCCGACGUACGAGACCUUUUGGUGUGCCAGUAUAAUUUGCAAGGCUAACCAUAUAUUUUCGUUGUGUGAUGUUUUCCACGCCGUUUGCCUUUUUUGUGUUUGUGUAUUAGUUUUUGUGUAUUAAAACUGCUAUACAUGCAUUCAACAAGGCACAUGUUUGCUAGUGCUUAUAAACAUAUUCAGACUUCC
This is a messenger RNA of Anguilla anguilla (European eel), 2091 nucleotides long. Its product is annotated as interleukin-5 receptor subunit alpha-like. Gene Ontology annotation, cellular component: external side of plasma membrane. Gene Ontology annotation, molecular function: cytokine receptor activity; protein binding. Bases 365 to 1519 code for a protein of 384 amino acids. NCBI's taxonomy places the organism in Eukaryota, Metazoa, Chordata, Actinopteri, Anguilliformes, Anguillidae. The record is from RefSeq and is a predicted model, not a curated record. The transcript has 11 exons. Gene Ontology annotation, biological process: cytokine-mediated signaling pathway.